This is a messenger RNA of Pochonia chlamydosporia 170, 1068 nucleotides long. Its product is annotated as extracellular dioxygenase. The coding region runs from base 1 to 1068 and encodes 355 amino acids. The transcript is spliced from 2 exons. Gene Ontology annotation, molecular function: oxidoreductase activity, acting on single donors with incorporation of molecular oxygen, incorporation of two atoms of oxygen; ferric iron binding. Lineage: Eukaryota; Fungi; Ascomycota; Sordariomycetes; Hypocreales; Clavicipitaceae. The record is from RefSeq and is a predicted model, not a curated record.
AUGCUAUCCAUCCUCACGGCGGCUCUGGCUCUCACCGCCACCGUCUAUGGCCAUGCUGAGACGGCAGAGGCAGAAAAAUUCCAAAUGGAAACUCUCCGGCGUAUCGCAGCACACUCUAAACGCAGCCUUGCCAGUUGUGCUAAUUCGCCAGCUGCCGUUGCCUUGAGAGCUCGAGCGGUAGCCCGACGUGCCGCUUGGGCUGAUGAGCUGCGUGUACAGAAUGGACUCAAGACCCAUGCUGAGCGCCGAGGAGCCAAGGAGCUUGAAAAGUAUCUUACCCUGUCUCAUGAUGAGUCUUACAAAGGCUAUAACCUCAGUACACCUCUGGAAGUCAUCUUUGGCUCCAACGCCAGUUGUAUUCUUGUUCCACAGACCAUCGUCGGACCAUAUUAUGUGGAAGGCGAAUACUUUCGAAGGAACAUUACCGACGGUGAACCAGGCGUCGCCUCACACUUGGAUUUCCAGUUCAUUGAUAUCAAUACUUGCGCGCCCGUCUCUGACCUCAUUAUUGAUCUGUGGCAUGCCAACUCAACGGGUGUCUAUUCUGGGGUGACGGCAAAGGGACAGGGUGGUCUAAAGACCAACUUUGGUCGCGGAAUUCAGAAGACUGACGAGGACGGAGUUGUCCAAUUCAGCACAAUCUUCCCAGGUCAUUAUACCGGUCGAACCAACCACUUCCAUGUCAUGUCGACUGAAGAUGCCCUUAUUCUUCCAAACGGAACCUUUCGAGGCGGCACUGUCUCGCACAUUGGACAGACGUACUUUGAUCAGUCUCUUAUUGCUGCAGUUGAAAAGAAUGCACCGUAUACGCUCAAUAAGCAGCCCUUCAAGGACAACAGCAAAGAUCGGUGGGUGGGAGACCACGCGACCGCGGACUAUGACCCAUUCAUGAAGUACACGCGGCUUGGUGAUGAUGUCAAGGACGGCCUUCUCCUCUGGAUCACGGUUGGAAUUGAUACAACUACCAACUACAACGGUAAAGUGACAGUCGCAUCACACUGGCACCCAGGCGGCGGUACUGAUGAGGGUGGGAGACCAAAGUCCGAGGAAAAGAAGGACGGCUACUAG